Ruditapes philippinarum (Manila clam) is the source of this 900-nucleotide messenger RNA. RefSeq lists its product as uncharacterized. The transcript has a single exon. Lineage: Eukaryota; Metazoa; Mollusca; Bivalvia; Venerida; Veneridae. Bases 1 to 900 code for a protein of 299 amino acids. The record is from RefSeq and is a predicted model, not a curated record.
AUGAACUCUGAAAGUGGAUACAAGGCAGCUUUAGCCGAGUUUCAUGAGCGGUACGGAGACCCGGACAUAAUAGCAAGAGCAUACGUGAAAAGGGCACUUGAGUGGUCUCCAAUCAGACCGGAAAAAGCACAAGAUUUGGAUAAGUUUGGAAUAUUUUUGAGGGAAUGUCAGUUUGCUGUGGAAAGUUUAGAUUCAGUGAGGGUUUUAGAAUACUCCGAAAACUUAAGGCUGCUGGUGCAAAAACUGCCGUAUUAUUUACAUGAAAGGUGGAGGAAUAUAGUGUAUGACAUUAAGAGUAAAAAGGAAGUGGUAAGAUUUGAGCAUUUGGUUGACUUUGUUAGAAAGGAGGCAAAAAAGGCCACGGAUCCAAUUUAUGGUAAAGAAGUACUAAAUACAUCUAAAAACAUCAACUCACAGGAUAAACAGUCAUCAUCUACAAGAGUAAACAGGCCUUACGGAACGCGCAAAACGCUCAUUACUAGUGUUUCAGACAGCGGUGUGAAAGAAAAGCAUCACAAUGAACGCGAAGCAGAAAGCCGGUAUAAACCUGGUUCGGCAUUUAUAAAGCCAUGUUUGUUUUGUCAAGGAUCUCACGAGCUAGAAAAUUGCAAGGAAAUAACAAAAUUACCCUUGAAAGAGAGGUAUGCCUUUCUAAGAGACAAAGGUUUAUGUUUUGCCUGCUUGAGGUCAGGACAUCAAAAAUUAAAUUGUAAAAAAAAAGCAAACUGUAAGACUUGUACCAAGCUUCACCUGACAAUAUUACAUGUGGAACCGCAUCAGGACUCUCCUUUCAAUACAAAAGCAACUGCAACUCAUACAGGGGCUGGAAGUAAAAUACAUCAAGCUUUGCCAAUUGUGCCUGUUCGCCUAAAAGGUAAAAAACAGCUGCAAGUAUGUUGA